This is a messenger RNA of Aphidius gifuensis, 2142 nucleotides long. RefSeq names its product proton-coupled amino acid transporter-like protein pathetic. Gene Ontology annotation, cellular component: vacuolar membrane. Gene Ontology annotation, biological process: amino acid transmembrane transport. The record is from RefSeq and is a predicted model, not a curated record. Gene Ontology annotation, molecular function: amino acid transmembrane transporter activity. The coding region runs from base 695 to 2065 and encodes 456 amino acids. Lineage: Eukaryota; Metazoa; Arthropoda; Insecta; Hymenoptera; Braconidae. The transcript is spliced from 7 exons.
UCCUCAGCUGAUGAAACGCUCAGCUUGUAUUUCACAGUUACAACUGUUACAACUUACAAGUCCAAAAUUAGAUUUAUACACUCGUUGAAUUUCAUCGACAAUAGUCAAGAAAAAAAAAAAUUAAGGGGAAUCUUAUAAUUGUGUAACCCUAUAUAUUAUCCAACGGUUUUAUACAAUUAUAAUAGUCAUUUAUUAAUUCAUUAAUAAUAAAAAAUAACUAUAAAAUUAAUAGUUAACAACUUUAAUAUUCGUGCGCUAAAAUAUUCAUUAAAAAUAGUAGAAAAAAAUAAUUCAACUUGGUCGUUUCUCUAUUCAAAUUAACUUGAAUAAAUAUUUUAAAUAAAAUAUAUAAUAAAUUCGAUGAGACAAGUGGGGAGCCUUGCAUUGGAAACAUUUCUUAGAAAUUAUAAUGGCACAAUAGAUUCUAUCCCUAUAUUCUCACAGGAAACAUACCUAUACAAUGAAAAAAAGAAAAAGAAGAACCUAAAUAAAAUAAGAAAGAAGAGAGAAAUUUCCAGCAGAACACAGUAGAAAAAAAUUAGCCGAGUGGAUCAGGACUUGUGGAUUUGCUGUUGAGUUGUUUGGAGCAGUUUGGAGCUGUUUGCAUCAGUUUACAUCAGCUAGUUUAAUUUUUUUUUCAUAUGAAGAUAACAAAAUAUUAAAUUAAAAAUUGUGUUGAUAAAUAAAAUAUACCAUGGAGUUAGAUAAUUACUCAACAAGGGAAAAAAAAGAUGCAGAAGUUGGAUUUAUCAAGAAGGAAAAAUUUGAUCCAUUUACUGAGAGAAAAGUGGAAAAUCCAACAACAGAUGGAGAAACAUUAACUCAUUUAUUAAAAGCAUCACUUGGUACUGGAAUUUUGUCAAUGGGUUGUGCCUUCAGAAGUUCUGGUCUUGCACUUGGUAUAAUAUCAACAAUUCUCAUUGGAUUUAUCAGCACAUACUGUGCUUACAUCUUGGUAAAAUGUGCACAUAUUUUGUAUCAUAAAUGCCAUAAAACUCAAAUGAGCUACGCUGAUAUUGCUGAAGCAGCUUUAGCAGUUGGACCAAAACCAUUUAGAAAAUUUGCUAAAUUAUUAAGAGUAAUUGUUGAUUUGGGUUUAUUUUGUAUUUAUUAUGGUGCUUGUGUUGCCUGCACAGUAAUUGUUGCAAAAAAUUUUAAACAAAUACUUGAUUUUCAUGAAAUACAUUACAACAAUGAAUUUAUUCCAUUAAGUUGGAUAAUUGUUGUAUUAUUAAUUCCAAUAAUACUCCUAACAUUGAUCCAAGAUCUUAAAUAUCUUGCACCAGUAUCAACAAUUGCAAAUGGUUUGAUGUUUGGUGGUUUAACAAUAAUUUUCAUUUGGCUUGUAACAGAGUUAUUUGGAAAAGAUUUAAUACAUCAAAAAGGUUUUAAUUGGAUUGGAAUUGAUGAAAAUAAAUCAUUGUCAUUGUCUUGGUAUUCAAAGUAUUCAGAAACAUUUGCAAUAACUAUUUUUGCAAUGGCUGCUAUUGGAGUUGUAAUGCCACUUGAAAAUAAAAUGAAAACACCAAAGAAUUUCCUUGGUCCAGUUGGAAUAUUAAGUAAAGGAAUGAUAUUUGUUACAAUUAUUUAUAUGAUUGCUGGUAUUUUGGCUUACUUGAAAGAUCCAAUUGCAACAACUGAUGUUAUAACACUCGAAAUGCCUAUGGAUGGAACUUUUUUGACGAGUUUUAUGGCACAAGCUGCAAGAAUUUUAAUAAGCUUAUCAGUAUUUUCAUCUUACUGUUUAUGCUUAUUUGUUUGUCUUGAAAUUAUUUGGAAUCUUAUUAAAAAUAAUUUUACAGAUAAUCCUAAAAGAGCUAAUUAUAUUUUAAAGCUAAUCCUUGCUGUUGCCAGUGUAAUGCUGGCAUUUUUCUUUCCAAAUGUUAUUGCAAUUCUUGGAAUAAUUGGUGCAUUUUUCCUCUCAAUAUUGGGUCUUCUUGUACCAGUUAUUAUUGAAACAAUAACAUACUGGGAAGAUGACAAUCAUCGUGUAUUACGAGCACUUAAAAAUAUUGUCAUAGCUAUUGUUGCAUUAAAUGCACUUUAUUUUGGAGCACUUGCUUAAAUUUAUAAUGAAUUUUAUCAUUUAUUACCUCUUGUAAUUUUAUUUUUAAUUUUCGUUAUUAAAAAUCAUUAUUACAU